AUUCAAAAUCGGUAGCAUAACUUUACAUCGACAGUGAGGGUUCUUCUUCAUAUAAAAGGGCGGUCAAAGUUGGACUUGCUUGAAAGAAACCAAACAAAAGCUUGGUGGGCUCAAAUCAGUCAGGCAGUUUGUUUUUGACAUGCUUUUAAACCAGAGUUGAAUUCGGCGAAACAUGAUUAUGAAACCUUAUUUGUGAAAUAUCACAGCGUCUGUUUGAACAAAAUUUGGUUCAACUGCUGUGAAUUGACAAUUUUCAGUUUUACGGGUUUUUUUUCAUCACGUUAUACUAAUAGAUAAGCAGAUUAUUUCACUUUUAAUAUGCGUUUCUUUAGCUGCAAUUUAUCUCUUUAAAAUUUCAGCUGGUGGCUAGACAUUAUUUGCCGCUCAUGUAAGUUGUUUGUCUAUGGGGAAAGAAACCCAUUUAAAGCCAAAAUGGCGAAUAUGAUGUCACGUUUUUAUUAUCCAAUCAGCACGCACACUAAAGACGUGCCCCACGUGGGAUCCCAAGCUUGAUUGGUCCGUUGUGGUAAACUCCUUUUCGAGCUUUGAUUGGCCGCGUUUGGUCGUUCUCGCGGUAGUUGAGCCCGCGUGUCAGUGGGCAGUCUGUGUGUGGUACUGGAGAAGAUACUGGGCAAAACGAUUGCGAGCGGAUGGCACGUAGGAACCAAACUUUUCACCAUCAAACAUUUAAAACAAACAAACGGGGAUUGGGCGAAUCGACCAACAACUGGAAUUCUGCGAAUUUUGAACAACCGAGACCCGAGUAUUAACUGGGAAAAACAUUUUUCCAAUCGAUUGUAGGCGCUGCUCUUCUAGGGUUGGGAUUGUACGCAGCCCAGCCGACAACCGAUUCCCAACCAGCGCCUCGUAUAAGGUCACGAGUGGAGGACUUCGACGAUUCCUCCGCGUGAGGAAUUACUGCUGUAUUUACCUUUGUGGAAAGGGACUUAAUGGAGACAAAAGGAUAACUGGGAUAAGGUGUGGGAGAAACUCGCGUGGAUCGGGCGGACGGACCGAGCUUUGUGCGUCCGUUUGUGCUGGGAGGGCUGACGGACAGACGGACGGACUCGGAUUACUGAGGAGCGCCACAUCCACUGGAUCUUAACCUCAGAAAGGAUACAUUCAAGAUGUAUCCACAGGGCCGGCAUCCGGCACCUCACCAGCCUGGUCAGCCAGGUUUCAAAUUCACAGUAGCAGAAUCAUGUGACAGGAUUAAAGAUGAAUUCCAGUUCCUUCAAGCUCAGUACCACAGUCUUAAAGUGGAGUAUGACAAACUGGCCAAUGAGAAGACUGAGAUGCAGCGACACUAUGUAAUGUACUACGAGAUGUCCUAUGGGCUGAACAUCGAAAUGCAUAAACAGACUGAGAUUGCCAAACGGCUAAAUGCUAUUCUUGCUCAAAUCAUGCCUUUCUUGUCACAAGAGCACCAACAGCAGGUCGCGCAGGCUGUUGAACGUGCUAAGCAGGUGACAAUGACAGAGCUGAAUGCCAUCAUCGGGGUACGUGGACUUCCCAAUCUGCCUCUCACCCAGCAGCCUCAUUCUGUUUAUCCUGCUUUGAUGCAGCAGCAGCUCCAGGCUCAGCACCUUUCCCAUGCUGCUCAUGGACCCCCGGUGCAGCUGCCUCCUCACCCCUCAGGGCUGCAGCCCCCCAGCAUCCCUUCAGUCACCGGUACGACGCCUGGUUUACUGGCGCUCGGCGCUCUGGGUAGCCAGGCACACCUGCCAGUCAAAGAUGAGAAAAACCACCAUGACCUGGAGCACAGAGAGCGGGAAUCCAGCACGCAGAAUAAUUCAGUAUCACCGUCAGACAGCCUGAGGGCCAGUGAAAAACACAGAGGUUCAUCUGACUACAGUCUGGACUCAAAGAAGCGCCGAGUGGAAGAGAAAGACAACCUGAGCCGUUAUGAUAGCGACGGUGACAAAAGCGACGAUCUUGUUGUGGAUGUGUCCAAUGAGGACCCAGCCACCCCAAGGGUCAGCCCGUCUCACUCUCCUCCUGAGAACGGACUUGAUAAGGCCAGAGCACUGAAGAAAGAUGCCCCCAACAGCCCCGCCUCUGUGGCCUCCUCUGGCAGCACCCCCUCUUCGAAAGUGAAGGACCACUCACAUAACGACAAGUCCUCCACCCCAGGUUUGAAGUCCAACACCCCCACCCCACGCAACGAUGCUCCCACCCCGGGAACCAGCAACACCCCUGGGCUCAGGCCCAUACCCGGCAAACCUCCCGGUAUAGAAACACUGGCAGCACCCGGUAUUCGUACACCAUUGUCUAUCGCAGCACCCUACGGGGCUCCGUUCGCAAUGAUGGGUCAUCACCCAGAGAUGAACGGUUCGCUGACCAGUCCAGGUGUUUAUCCAGGCCUGCACAUCUCCCCUCAGAUGACAGCCGCAGCUGCUGCUGCUUAUGGACGCUCACCUAUGGCGGCCUUUGAUCCUCAUCCCCACAUGCGUGCUCCUGGUUUACCACCAAGUAUGACCUCUAUACCUGGAGGAAAACCGGCCUACUCCUUCCAUGUUAGCGUGGAUGGACAGAUGCAGCCAGUACCUUUUCCUCCAGACGCUCUGAUUGGGCCAGGCAUACCCCGUCACGCCCGUCAGAUCAACACGCUCAGCCACGGUGAGGUUGUGUGCGCUGUAACCAUUAGCAACCCUACGCGGCACGUCUACACUGGAGGAAAGGGCUGCGUGAAGAUCUGGGACAUCAGUCAGCCCGGGAGCAAGAGCCCUGUCUCGCAGCUCGAUUGUCUGAACAGGGAUAACUACAUCCGUUCCUGUAAGCUGCUUCCUGAUGGUCGGACUCUGAUUGUCGGAGGAGAAGCCAGCACUCUGACCAUAUGGGAUCUGGCCUCCCAGACACCCCGUAUCAAAGCCGAGCUCACCUCUUCUGCUCCUGCCUGCUACGCGCUGGCGAUCAGCCCUGACGCCAAGGUCUGCUUCUCAUGCUGCAGUGAUGGAAAUAUUGCAGUUUGGGAUCUUCAUAACCAAACACUUGUCAGGCAGUUCCAGGGGCACACAGAUGGGGCAAGUUGUAUAGACAUUUCCCAUGAUGGCACCAAAUUGUGGACAGGUGGCCUUGACAACACCGUUCGUUCCUGGGACCUGAGAGAGGGACGGCAGCUCCAGCAGCAUGACUUCACUUCACAGAUCUUCUCUCUGGGCUAUUGUCCGACGGGUGAGUGGUUGGCUGUAGGAAUGGAGAGCAGUAAUGUGGAAGUGCUUCAUCACACCAAGCCAGACAAGUACCAGCUGCACCUGCACGAGAGCUGCGUCCUCUCCCUCAAAUUUGCCUACUGUGGGAAAUGGUUUGUGAGCACUGGGAAGGACAAUCUUUUGAAUGCCUGGAGAACUCCCUAUGGUGCCAGCAUUUUCCAGUCAAAGGAGUCCUCAUCUGUCUUGAGCUGUGACAUCUCGGCUGAUGAUAAAUACAUUGUGACAGGAUCUGGAGACAAGAAGGCCACUGUGUAUGAAGUGAUCUACUAAAUUUUACACCUUUACCGGAUUUUAAAGCCCGCGAAUGGAACUUAUCUCCAAGCCUGUUUUGAAUGGAUUCAAGAGGACACCCCUCCAUCUUUUUCUUAAAGAUAUCUACAGUAGGAAUCCAGGUUAGCAUUUGGUUCGUCCACUCGGUGGGCAUCAAUACCAGAUGUUUAUUAGCACACCUGGAUUCUUGCCGCAAGUGGAGCAGUACUCCAAACUGGAAAAACUGUCCCAAGGACUCCCUGACAGCACUAAUAUAGUAAAUAUUGUCAUGCCUUUGCUUUCAGUGUGCUCAUGGGAUUGUGUGUGCCUAUUCCUUCUGUAGUUUUUUCCCUACCUUUGAACACAGUGAACGAUCUGUGAUGUAAUAUGAAGCAGUGCUUCGGUUUUAGCCUCCUGCUCCUUGGACAAUUUGUUAAAAAGUGUAUAUAUGGAGUAAUAAAGACAUUUUAUAAAUAUAUAUAAUUAUAUAUAUUUCCAUGUCCUGA
Misgurnus anguillicaudatus (oriental weatherfish) is the source of this 3967-nucleotide messenger RNA. Lineage: Eukaryota; Metazoa; Chordata; Actinopteri; Cypriniformes; Cobitidae. The record is from RefSeq and is a predicted model, not a curated record.